Molecule: messenger RNA, 1446 nt
Organism: Amphibalanus amphitrite
Lineage: Eukaryota; Metazoa; Arthropoda; Thecostraca; Balanomorpha; Balanidae
Gene: Scox
Product: protein SCO2 homolog, mitochondrial-like
Exons: 7
Coding region: 169-1023 (284 amino acids)
Biological process (GO): mitochondrial respiratory chain complex IV assembly; intracellular copper ion homeostasis
Cellular component (GO): mitochondrial inner membrane
Molecular function (GO): copper chaperone activity; copper ion binding
Source: RefSeq, a predicted model, not a curated record
ACUUCUUCAUCUUUACUGUGACUGUCAUGCCUUUUAAACUAGUAUAUCCAUUACGCACAAUACACAUACAUUCAAGAGGAAAGUUGUUUUGUGCUAAGCUUGCGUGAGGCUUGGGUUAUGUAACUAAUUGUUUGUGAGUCUUCUGCAAGGUAUCAAAGUUGAGGCACCAUGAGUGCCAUUCAAAUUUCCCGUGCAUUGCUCUCAGCGAGGCAAGCUGGAAAGCUAAUCAGCAGCACAACACCAACUAAACUUCAGCCUCCAUCUGUUGCAAAUCGCUAUCUGCAGCAGCGAUGGAGCAGCACGGGCGGCAGCACCGGUGCCUCAGGCGGCGGCACCACCCCUGGCGGCGCGCGGGACCCGCGCCGAUUCAGGGAGCCCAUGUCGCGUAAAACGCUGGCCGGCACGGCACUGCUCGGUGCCGGCCUGCUGGGCUUCAUGUACUACCUGAAGCGGAAGAAGGAGAUCGCGAUUGACCGGGAGCGUCGCCGAGCGCUGGGGAAGGCGGCGCUGGGCGGCCGGUUUGAGCUGGUGGACCACAACGGACGGCCGUGCUCCAGCGACGACCUGCUCGGCCAGUGGGUGCUGCUCUACUUCGGCUUCACACACUGUCCCGACAUCUGCCCCGACGAGCUGGAGAAGAUGGCCGAGGCCGUCGACACCGUCGCCAAGACGCCCAACAUGCCGCGCGUACAGCCUGUGUUCAUCACGGUGGACCCGCUGCGAGACGACGUGAAGGCGGUGCGCGAGUACGUGCGAGAGUUUCACCCUCAGCUGCUCGGCCUCACCGGCACCGUCGAACAGGUGAAGGAGGCCUGCAAGGCGUAUCGGGUGUACUUUAGCGAAGGACCCAAAGACGACGAUAACGAUUAUAUCGUGGACCACACCAUCAUCAUGUACCUGAUCGACCCGGAAGGUCAGUUUGUCGACUACUACGGCCAGACGAAGACGGCCGAUCAGGUGGCCGCCAGCAUAAUGGUCAACCAGGCCAAAUACAACAAACUCAAGAAGGGCUCAUUCUGGUAGCCCACCGCCGCGACGCGGUCAACUGUGAUUGUGACAGGGAUUGUGUGGAUGAAUGGAGAGCGCUAGGAACUAUUUUUAUUUGUUAUUUGUGGUGAUAAUGUUAUGGAGGCUUCAGCUAGGAGGAUGGACGGGCGGGAGGUGCUGAUUGUUUUUACCUGAGCGAGCCUGUCCCGUCCGGACUGACUGGAGGAGCUUUACUCGGACAAACAACACAUGACGUAGUGCAGUGGCCGGUGGGCCAUAAUUAUCUUGUGAUCAGUGGGUGUGCACAUGAUGUUCCUCGCCGGUCGCUGCUACCGCUGGCGCAAUCAUCGCCGUUCUGCCUGUGUCUUGUGCGGGCAGUUCCGCGCCCGGAAGGUCCACGGCGUGUCGCAUGUACUCUUGUGCACGACCACAGUUCAUGAAGACACGCCUCUCAGACUA